CACGUGAGCCCUCAAGAUGGCGGCGCUCGGGCGUGAGGCUGGGGCUGACCUGAGGGAUGGAAGUGUGGUGCCGGUGGGAGCUGGGGAAGUGCGCAAGGAUAUCAAGAUGGCAACAUACACACAUGGUCAGCCCAGUCCUUCUGUAGGAGAUGCAAAACUCAGAAGACCAAUGGUCAUCGAAAUCCUCGAAAAAAAAAUUGAAUAUCUUAGAAAAGAAAAGACUUUAAAUAUAUAUGGAACAGCGGUCUUUGGAACAACAGCUAGUUUAUCUGGAGUGCUGGCAAACUUCAUUUUCAGACACUGCUUCAAGGUUAAACAUGAUGCUUUGAAGACAUAUGCGUCAUUGACUACACUUCCAUUUUUGUCUACUAUAGUUGCUUAUAAGCUCUUUGUAACAGAUGCUUUGUAUUCAGGUAAUAUAAGCAAGGAAAAUUGUGUUCUCAGAAGUUCACUGAUUGGCAUAGUAUGCGGUGUGCUAUAUCCCAGUGCUUUGGCUUUUACUAAAAAUGGACGUCUGGCAGUCAAGUAUCAUACUGUUCCACUGCCACCAAAAGGAAGGGUUUUACAUUAUUGGCUAAUGCUUUGUCAAACAGAGAUAAAGGCAAUGGUGAUUCCUCUAGUCUUUCAGACAGUCGUUGGAGUAUUUAAUGGUCUACAACAUUAUGCAAUAUUUGAAAGUACACUUGAGAAAACUGUAUAUGAAGAUUAACCGAAGAAUGAAUGGAUAUUCAAUCAGCAGAAUGGAUUUUUUUAUGAUGAGGACUCAGGCAUUGCUGAAGGAGCUAAAACUAACUCUAGACACUUUGUUUCUGUUCUUUUUGCCUAGUAUAUAGCAGGUACUCAAUAAAUAUGCAGUAAUUCAAUAUAUGUAAGUUUUGUCUUUCUUUCCUCAUUGUAUAUGGAAAUGGGUUUGAGGUCUCAAGUUCUGACCUAUACACUUAUAUAUUCAUUCAUCAAACAUUGAUUAAGCACCUGCUACAUCUCAGGCACCUUGUUACAUGCAGUAAUAAAAGAUGGUUCUUACUCAGACGGAAUUCACAAUUAGAAGAGAAAUUACCAAUGUGAACACAUAGCAUAAGAGGGUUUGAGAGGGAUACACAUAAUUCUGUGGGCACAGUGGGUGUGUGCCUGUCAACUACCUGGACAGAAGAGAAAGCUGUGGGGAAAAGUGACAUUGGACCUAAAUUUUGAAGGAGUCAGAAGUUCAUAAAAAAGCAAAAUAUAGAAAUAGCAUACAGUCCAUUCCUCUAAACUGAUUCACUAUACUUAGUAGGUUAUCAUUAACAAAUUAUUUUUACUGUGCUUUUUAAAGAACAUGUAUUGAGUGCC
Molecule: messenger RNA, 1329 nt
Organism: Rhinolophus ferrumequinum (greater horseshoe bat)
Lineage: Eukaryota; Metazoa; Chordata; Mammalia; Chiroptera; Rhinolophidae
Gene: TMEM126B
Product: transmembrane protein 126B
Exons: 5
Coding region: 17-709 (230 amino acids)
Biological process (GO): mitochondrial respiratory chain complex I assembly
Cellular component (GO): mitochondrion
Source: RefSeq, a predicted model, not a curated record